AAUCGUACACAGUUCUCACGCCAGGGGCACUGAAGGUGGUGAGGUGGUUGUAGUGUAAUGGUGGUGGUGGUGGUGUUAGUAUAUGUGUACUGAUAAUUACCUGCUCUAGUACACAUUCUUCUCCACAGAGUUCGGAACUGCAUAUAGUCUUUCGUCAUCAAUAACAACUUCAACACAAAACAUCGACCAAUCGGGAACGUCAACAAUUCAGGGAUAAUGACGUCAUUCCCACCAGCCAGGUUAUUGGUCGGGAUGAUUGGUCUGCUGGUGACGUCAUUGCUGAUGUCACUGGCCACCGGCGAAUUAUUGAUCCAGGAUAAUGAUCGUCGGGAAACCUCGCCUAAUUACGCGGCAUGGGCAGCUGACCUGAAACCAGGCUUCGUGAUCGUCAAACUGCAACAGAACGGCAGACUGUGCUCCUGUAAAGUACCUGUUACCUCACCUCUAAUUACUGGACAGGUGACGACAGAGGGACCCACCCAACCUUCAAGUGGAUCAGGUCAAGCUUCAGGUGGAUCAGGUCAAGCUUCAGGUGGAUCGGGUCAAGCUUCAGGUGGAUCAGGUCAAGCUUCAGGUGGAUCAGGUCAAGCUUCAGGUGGAUCGGGUCAAGCUUCAGGUGGAUCGGGUCAAGCUUCAGGUGGAUCAGGUCAAGUUUCAAGUGGAUCAGCUCAAGCUUCAAGUGGAUCAGGUCAAGCUUCAGGUGGACCAGCCCAAGCUUCAGGUGGAUCAUCCAAAUCUUCCUCGACUCUCGCCGGAUCUUCCUCCUUUUCUUCCUUCACAUCGACACUCAACUCUCCGAAAAGUUCAUCUGGAUUUAACUCGUUGUCUUCCUCCCUAGGCAGUUCCUCCCCAUCUUCCUCCCUAAGUAGUUCCCCCCCAUCUUCCUCCUAGGCAGCCCUCCCCAUCUUCCUC
Messenger RNA from Homarus americanus (American lobster), 912 nucleotides. RefSeq names its product putative lysozyme-like protein. Lineage: Eukaryota; Metazoa; Arthropoda; Malacostraca; Decapoda; Nephropidae. The coding region runs from base 217 to 891 and encodes 224 amino acids. The record is from RefSeq and is a predicted model, not a curated record. The transcript is spliced from 3 exons.